Molecule: messenger RNA, 1171 nt
Organism: Aegilops tauschii subsp. strangulata
Lineage: Eukaryota; Viridiplantae; Streptophyta; Magnoliopsida; Poales; Poaceae
Source: RefSeq, a predicted model, not a curated record
GUCUCUUCCAUCAUCUAACCUUCAAGCACCUAGAGCAAAAACACCAAAGCCAAGUGAGCAAUAGUAAACACAAAUCAAACAUGAAGACCUUCAUCAUAUUUGUCCUCCUUGCUAUGGUGAUGAGCAUCGCCAGUGCCACUAGGCAACUAAGCCCUAGAGGCAAGGAGUUGCAAACACCACAAGAACAAUUCCCCCAACAGCAAUUCCCUCAACCACAACAAAUCCUCCAACAACAAUUCCCCCAACGACAACAAAUCCCCCAGCAACCGCAACAAUUCCCCCAACAGCAAUUCCCGCAACAGCAAAUCCCACAACAGCAAAUCCCGCAACAACAAAUUCCCCAACAACAACAAAUCCCCCAACAACAAUUCCCCCAACAACAACAAAUCCCCCAGCAACCACAACAAUUCCCCCAACAACAGCAAUUCCCCCAACAACAACAGCAAUUCCCGCAACAACAAUUCCCCCAACAGCAAUUCCCUCAACAGCAAUUCCCACAACAACAACAAAUCCCCCAGCAACAACCACAACAACUUCCCCAACAACAACAACAAUUUCCCCAACAACAACAAAUCCCCCAACAAAAAUACCCCCAACAACAACAAUUCCCCCAACAGCAAUUCCCCCAACAACAACAAUUUCCCCAACAACACCAGUUACCGCAACAACAAUUCCCCCAACAACAACAAAUCUCCGAGCAACAACAACAAUUCCCCCAACAACAACAAUUCCCCCAACAGCAAUUCCCGCAACAACAAUUUCCCCAACAACAACAAUUCCCACAACAACAACAGUUCCCCCAACAACAACAAUUCCCCCAACAACAACAGUUCCCCCAACAACAACAAUUCCCGCAACAACAAUUCCCCCAGCAACCACAACAACAAUUCCCAAAACAACAAUUUCCCAUACCAUACCCACCCCAACAACAAUCGCAAGAAGCUUCCCCAUACCAACAAUACCACAACAACAACUAUCUGGGAGCGACAUUAUAAGUAUCAGUGGCCGAUGAAAUGAAGAGAUGUAAUACUAGACAGGUGAAUCAUCGUUGUUAGUCAAUGGAGCAUAAUGUAACGGGUAUAAAUAAAAUGAUGUGCACCAUCAUGUGUAACCCAGACCUGUACUAGUUCAAACAUGGGAAUAAAAGACAAAUAAGUUCUUUUCUGAAGCA